AUGACUUUAUAUCAUUUUGGAAAUUGCGUAGCUUUAGUUUAUGUUCCUUAUUACCUGGCUUAUAAGCAAUCCGGUUUGUCUGAAUAUGGAGCUUUCUGGAAAUGUGUGCAAGCUGGGAUGAUUUAUAUGUUCACGCAGCUCAUUAAAAUGUUAGUUUUAGCAACUUUCUUUCCUGAUAAUGUGGGCGAAGGUACUGGCAGUUUAAUUGCGGAAUUUUUCAAAGACACAGUAGAUUUAGCCGAUCUGGUGGGACUUUAUUUUGUUCUAAAUGGAAUUCCUGGCAAAGGACAUAGCAAAGUGUUGACUGCAGGAAUUGGAUGGGCCACAGCCGAAUUAAUUUUGUCUCGAGCACUGCUUUUAUGGAUUGGUGCAAGAGGAGCUGAAUUCGAUUGGAUUUACAUCCAAAAAUGUCUGGAAUCGAAUGUUCUUCUUGUUCAACAUAUAGCUACUGCAACUUUAAUAUGGCUGUGGUCGAGGCACAAUUUAAACAAAAAUUUGAAAACAAUAAUUACACUAUUACUAAUUUUAACUUGCUAUAAACCUUUAUUGUUUGAUUCUUUAACUCAUAUUUUACAAUUAGGUGUUUGGUUAGGAUUAGUGAUAAAAGCAGCUUUUGCUUUAGUUUAUGGCUUAUUUACACUGACUAUUUAUGCCAGUGUAGCUGAUAUAAUUGGUAUUUAUUAAUAAUAAUUUAUUUUACAAACGUUAGUCAUUCUUUACAUUUUAAAUUAAGUGAAUAAACUACUUUUAUUUACUCAUGUUACCUUUAUAAUUUUUCUACAAAUUAUUUUAAAAUAUUUAAAAUAUAUAUAUUAUAUAAAUCUAUUGAUGGUAAAUGUGGUGUUGAUGGUAUUUCAUACAGAUAGUAUUUCCUUUGUAUUAAAAAUAAAAAGGUUAGUUUUCA
This is a messenger RNA of Sitophilus oryzae (rice weevil), 904 nucleotides long. RefSeq names its product transmembrane protein 147. The coding region runs from base 1 to 684 and encodes 227 amino acids. The record is from RefSeq and is a predicted model, not a curated record. Lineage: Eukaryota; Metazoa; Arthropoda; Insecta; Coleoptera; Curculionidae. The transcript is spliced from 3 exons.